This is a messenger RNA of Petromyzon marinus (sea lamprey), 4397 nucleotides long. RefSeq lists its product as uncharacterized. Gene Ontology annotation, cellular component: nucleus. Lineage: Eukaryota; Metazoa; Chordata; Hyperoartia; Petromyzontiformes; Petromyzontidae. Gene Ontology annotation, biological process: regulation of transcription by RNA polymerase II. The record is from RefSeq and is a predicted model, not a curated record. Gene Ontology annotation, molecular function: DNA-binding transcription activator activity, RNA polymerase II-specific; RNA polymerase II cis-regulatory region sequence-specific DNA binding.
GUACCACCACAGUCAGUAUGCACUGCUGUAGUGAUAGCAGGUACCACCACAGUCGGUAUGCACUGCUGUAGUGAUAGUAGGUAACCACCACAGUGGUUACCUACUAUCUGCAAGCGGGUCUCGCCCGCCUGCAGAUGAGAUGGGGAGCCGUUCUGGUGAGGUGAGCCCCGAUGGGCUGGCUCCGGUGAGCCGACCGAACUCAGCUCCGAUGGGCCGGCUGAACUGAUGAUGAGUCGAGCCGACCCGCCGGUCGCAGCUCGCUCCUGAGCCGACCCACCGGUCGAACUGAGGUUUCGAUGGGCCGGCUCCGGUGAGCCGGCCGAACUCCUCCGAGUUCCGACCGAACUGAGGUUUCAAUGCUGCAGGGUCCACUCUUUAUGCCAAAAAUCCCUUCACUUGGAUCCUGCCCACAAGGCGGAGCUUCUUCCGAUUUUGCUGUGUCAUGAUCUGUCCAUAUGUGUGUGUCCGUACGUGUGUCAGUGUGUGUCCUUGUGUGCGUCACCCACGGCCAAUACCGCUGUCCUCCUUCCAUAAACCAUCAAAAAGUAAAACAACCAGAUGUUACAAAUUGUCUCGAAGGCGUAUCUUGGUCUGCCUCUCUGUCUGCCGGUGCGAGAGGGAGGGCAAGCUUCCCCCCCUGCAUCAUGUCCCCGACACACAAGGGAAUGGUUAAAAAGUUUUAAGUUAACAUUUCAUUUCACCACCGUUCCACAGUUAUGAUUUGCUACGUAACACAAGGUCUGUGUCAGCUUUCCGUCGUGGUGUUUGACUCAUGUCAAGGGAAGGUGCUCCCUUAAGCGUAAGCAUAUUCUUAUCAUGUACUGCAGGGAUACAAAGGCGGCCGGGAUCUCCCUUUCUCUCUGACCCUGGGUUUAACAUCGCCCAAGUCAUGCAGUUUAUGUUUAGCAAAGUUGUGUAAACGUAGUAUAGUUUUCGGUGAAUAGCGCCAACAUGAAUGUUAUGUAUGAAAUGAUGUAUUGUGAAUUUUAUUUAUUAACUUUGCCUUGUGUUUUCGCUGACAUGCUGGCAUUCCAAGCAUCUCUUUUCUGCUCGCCCUUAUUCCUGCUCGCGCGGGGUCCGCCACCCUUUGCCCCCACUCUCUCUACCCGCCCGUUGUGGCCGCUGUCUCGCUGACGCCGCCAAUUCAAGGCCUCAUUAAUUUCCGUCACUCCAUGUAGCUGCCUCGCCACGAGAUCGGACGGCUCCUCAGAUGGCUUCGCCACUUCCUGCACCUCCUCCUCCUCCGCUCAUCAAACGAGAGACCGAUGACGAGGAGAACCCAGGCACUGGAAGGAGUCCUGAGCUGCCGGUGAAACGUGAAGACGCCGCCGCUGAUGACGGCGACGAUGAAGCAGCCGCAGGAGCAGCGGUGAAGCAGGAGGAGGGUGAGGGCCCUCUGGGCCGCGAGAUCGUGAGGACGCUGGUGAAGAGCGAGGUGGAGGAGGAGGACGCUCCAGACCUGAAGAUCGUUAAGGUUGAAGACGCAACCGAGAUUUCGGAUGAGGCGGCGGCGGAUUCCCGCGAUGGGCGUCCGGAAGCACCGGAUCGGAACUUCGUCGAGGUUGAGUUGUCCGAAGAGGACGACGUCGGUGGAGACGGAGCCCGCCCGAGGACGCGGCACGACCUGGCGACGCGCGCGCCGAGCCGCGCGGGCGAGCGGCCGCACGCCUGCGGCGACUGCGGCCGCCGCUUCGCGCGGCGCGGCGACCUGAGGAGGCACGGGCGGACGCACGCGGCCGGCGGCAGGGAGAAGCCGCACGCCUGCGGCGACUGCGGCCGCCGCUUCGCCCGGCGCGGCGACCUGUGGAACCACGCGCGGACCCACGCGGCGGCGGAUUCCCGCGACGGGCGCCCGGAAGCGCCGGACCGGAACUCCGUCGAGGUUGAGUCGUCCGAAGGGGAGGACGACGUCGGUGGAGCUGCCUCGCCACGAGAUCGGACGGCUCCUCAGAUGGCUUCGCCACUUCCUGCACCUCCUUCUCCUCCUCCUCCGCUCAUCAAACGAGAGACCGAUGACGAGGAGAGCCCAGGCACUGGGAGAAGUCCUGAGCUGCCGGUGAAACGUGAAGACGCCGCCGCUGAUGACGGCGACGAUGAAGCAGCCGCAGGAGCAGUCGUGAAGCAGGAGGUGGGUGAGGGCCCUCUGGGCCGCGAGAUCGUGAGGACGCUGGUGAAGAGCGAGGUGGAGGAGGAGGAUGCUCCAGACCUGAAGAUCGUUAAGGUUGAAGAUGCGACCGAGAUUUCGGAUGAGGCGACGGCGGAUUCCCGCGAUGGGCGUCCGGAAGCGCCGGACCGGAACUCCGUCGAGGUUGAGUUGUCCGAAGAGGACGACGUCGGUGGAGACGGAGCCGACCCGGGGACCGAACCGCGGCCUGGGCGCCCCGCGGCGACGACGGCCGCGGACGCCGCCGACGGCGGGCGGCACGCCUGCGCGGAGUGCGGCAAGCGGUUCGCCCGCGCGUACGGCCUGAAGACGCACGCGCGGACGCACACGGGGGAGCGGCCGCACGCCUGCGGCGCCUGCGGCAAGCGGUUCGGGACGCGGCACAACCUGGCGACGCACGCGCGCGUCCACACGGGCGAGAGGCCGCACCCCUGCGGCGCCUGCGGCCGCGCCUUCUCGCAGCUCGGCGACCUGCGGAAGCACGCGCGGACCCACACGGGCGAGCGGCCGUACGCGUGCGGCGUCUGCGGCCGCGGCUUCGUCAGGCGCUUCGCCCUGAAGACGCACGCGCGGACCCACGCCCGGCCGCCCGACGUCGCGAACGCGCGCCGGGCGGCCGUUGGAGCGGGCUCCCCGAAACGCCGACAACGCCGCGGGCCUCCGGCGCGCGGCGGGGAGAGGCCGCACGCCUGCCCCGAGUGCGGCCGCGGCUUCGCCCACCGCUACCUCCUGGAGAUCCACGCGCUGAGCCACACGGGCGAGCGGCCGCACGCGUGCGGCGUCUGCGGCCGGGGCUUCGCGCGGCGCGGCGACCUGAGGAAGCACGCGCGGACGCACGCGGCCGGCGGCGGGGAGAAGCCGCACGCGUGCGGCGACUGCGGCCGAGCGUUCUCCCACCGCUACCUCCUGGGGAUCCACGCGCGCGUCCACACGGGCGAGCGGCCGCACGCGUGCGGCGUCUGCGGCCGCUCGUUCGCCCAGCGGAACGUCCUGAAGAGCCACGCGCUGACGCACACGGGCGAGAGGCCGCACGCCUGCGCCGAGUGCGGCCGCGCGUUCUCGCAGCGCUCCAACCUGGAGGCGCACGCCCGCGUCCACACGGGCGAGCGGCCCCACGCCUGCGGCGACUGCGGCCGGGGCUUCUCGCGCCGCUCCGACCUGAGGAGGCACGCUCGGACGCACGGCGCGGGGGGCGCCGAUGCCGCUUCCGCGCCCGGGAGCUGACCGGGCGCGCAAACGUUGGGGACCGCAGGAGCUUGGGCGAUCUUCAGAGACGAUUCUUCGCUGCUGCUGCCGCUGCUGCUGCUGCCUUCCCACGCUCGUCUGCGCCUCUGUGGGACCACUGCGCGCGUUGAAAAUUCUCCAGCGGUUUUGCUCGAAUGAGCCCGCCAGCGGCCGGGCUUUGAAGGCGGCGCCGCGGUGCCGGGAUGUUAUCUCGCUCGCCCGGCAUGCAGGAGGCCGUGGGGGUUGAUCCCAACCCCUGAUGCUUCUACCUCUCACUCCUUAACCUCUCUACCUACCUCCCUCCCUACCUACCUACCGCCCUCCCCUCCUUUGUUUCUAAAAACAAAUUUUUAUCGAUCAGAAGAAAGACAAAAAAAUGCUCGGUUACGCGGCACUCGGCUUCGUUCAUCAUGUCGUUUUUUUUUUAAUUUUUAAAUGUCCGGCUUUCACGGCGUUUUCCUUUUUCAUAUAUACACGAAAUAUUACGCGUGUACUCCCCCUCUUCCCAUGUAACAGAAACCCCUUUGUGGGCUGUGUUCACAGACGCAGCGUAAAAAAACAACAACCUUUAAACACCCGUCGGUCACAUCGCACGGAGCACCCACCGCGGCCGAACGCGUCGAAAAGGACGGAACUCGCCCGUCAACUGAGCGGAGCGAAAUUCCGGCCAAAUUCUGGCAGAAACCGGGGCUUUGAACAUGCGGCAGUGGCUGAAUUAGGCCAGUGCCCUCUCUUGCACGCUGCCCGGCUGCUAUAGAUCGCCAGUUUCGCAUCGUUUGUGACCAAGGUCACGAAGCCCUCUUAUAAACUUUGGAGUCUGCAUUCUCGCAAUGUCCAAAAUUAAGAAUCGCGGGAGAGAAAUGAAGCUUGAAUUACGUGAAGUUGUUUUGUAUCAAUUUGAAUAAGUGAGUCGGGGGAUUUGACGAUGCAUGCACCGAUGCGCUUCUGUUUCAUUCAAGCGUGGAAUAAACAUUCUGGCUUCAUAUCUGUGAAACAUGCCCGAAAAUGA